Molecule: messenger RNA, 3626 nt
Organism: Amaranthus tricolor (Joseph's coat)
Lineage: Eukaryota; Viridiplantae; Streptophyta; Magnoliopsida; Caryophyllales; Amaranthaceae
Product: sister chromatid cohesion protein PDS5 homolog C-like
Exons: 14
Coding region: 335-2935 (866 amino acids)
Biological process (GO): mitotic sister chromatid cohesion; DNA repair
Cellular component (GO): chromatin; nucleus
Source: RefSeq, a predicted model, not a curated record
ACCCUUCAGGUCUCUAUUUCUCUCCUCAUUUCAUUUCCCCCAAAAAAUAAAAAUGGAAAACAAACCCUAGUUUUCUCUCUCUUCGAAAAUUUUAUCAUCUUCACUCUUCUCAUUUACCUCUAAAAUUAAUCAAACAACUGAAAUUUUCAACUUUUCAAAAAUUCUUUUUUCGCGCUUUUUUUUCUCUAUCUAGAAAAUUGAGAUAUUUGAUUUUUUUGAGUUAAAUUUUGAUUUUCAUUUUGAGUUGUGUUAUGGUAAUCUUAAUUGCGGAAGUUAUUAGGGUUUGAUGCUGGUGAAGAAGUUUUGAAAUUGAGAGAUCUAAAGUUUUGUAACUAUGACGUUAACGGGAAAAGAGAUUGAGAUUCAGCUUAUUAAAUAUGGUGACCAGCUUCUCGCUCCUUCUCUCACAGUUUCGGAGUUGCUUGCUUCACUUGAUAGAGUUGAAAGCUUACUCACCCGAGUUGAACAGUCACCAUCCGAAUCAAUGAAGAAAGCUCUCUCUCCGUUAAUGAUAGCUCUGGUCGCUAAUGAGCUUUUAAGACAUUCGGAUAAUGAUGUGAAAGUUGCUGUUGCUUCAUGUAUCAAUGAGAUUAUGAGGAUUACAGCUCCAGAUGCACCUUAUGAAGAUGAUCAAAUGAAGGAGGUGUUCCAGUUGAUUGUAUCUUCUUUUGAGAAGCUGGAUGAGAAAUCCAGCCUCUCUUACCUCAAGAGAACGUCCAUCCUUGAUACAGUGGCAAAAGUCAGAUCAUGUGUGGUGAUGUUGGAUCUGGAAUGUGAUGCUUUAAUUCUGGAUAUGUUUAAGAACUUCUUUAGAACAAUUAGGAGUGAUCAUCCUGAAACUAUUUUUAAUUCUAUGGCGACAAUAAUGACCCUUGUCUUGAACGAAAGUGAGGAGAUAUCAGUGGAUCUUCUUUCGUCUAUAUUAGCCGUCCUGAAAAUAGAGAAUAAGGAUGUCCUGCCUAUUGCUCGCCAGCUUGGAGAGAAUGUGAUUAAACAGUGUGCUAGCAAGCUUAAACCUUAUCUGGCACCAGCUUUGAAGUCUCUUGGUACUACUAUAGACGAUUAUACUAAGGCUGUGUCAGAAGUUUUGCAAGUCGAAAGUGAAGCUAAUGAUUCACAGCAUGCAAUGGCUGCAAGCAAAAAUGCAAAUGAGAAGAACAAUGUGGCUAAAGAGGUUUCUGAAAAGGCAAUAGCAGUUGGAUUGCAUGUCAUGGAUGAUAAACCUCGUUCUGUAGAUGUUGUUGCUACUACUGUCGGGUCCUCAAAGUCUGUUGUGAGCAAUGAUAAGCUACAGAAAGUUACUAAAGAAGAUACGUCUGCUGGAAAUGAUGAUUCCAAGGAAGAAAGUCAUGAAGCUCUUCUUGAAAAAUCAGAACCAGAACCAAGCAAGGCUAACGUUCAGAAUUCAGAAGCUGAAAAACUCAUAAAGUCACGAAUGAAGCCUGAUAAAGCUGGCAGACGUAAAGGGAAGAAAAAAAAAUCUUCUAAGAGCUCUUCUGAACCUUCUGAAACUUCUAUUGUGAAUGCAAAGGAGGGAGUUGAAAUGCCUGAGAUUCAAGAAAAAGAUGUUAAGAAUGUUGACAAUGAACAGAGUGAGGUGCCUGUCACAGAUGCUGCAGAGCCAGUUGAAAACAAGAAAGAUCUGGAAGACCCAGUCCCCUCUCCUAAAAAAUAUGACGAGCCUGUUAAUGUUCCCUCUCUCUUUCCUGGCGGAGAACCUAAUGAUGAAACUUGUUUGAAAAAGGCCGAACCUGAAAAGAAGGAUAAAUCUGGUGAAGAUGUGCCAGUGGGUAAUGCUUAUUUGAAAAAGGAACCUCAUUCCAAAAAGUCUUCUGAAGGAGCUAGUGUGUCAGAGUCCAAGUCUAAGCGCACAGGGAAAAAGGUACCUUCUGCAGCUGACAAGGAAGAUGGCAUACUGAAUGUUGCUCAUGUGUCAAAGAAGGAAGAUCAAAAGAUAAGUGAGUUGAAUGCUAAAUCAGCAAAGAAGUUGGGCAAAAAGACUGAAGUUGGUAACCAGCAUGAAGAACAGAAAAACCAAGGACAGAAGUCUGUUGGUUCUAUGAAGUCUGCUGCAAAAUCUGCCAAAGAUGAAGGUGAUAUAGAUGAAGCGUCUAAGUCAAGUUCCAAAAGAAAGCGUUCCAGCCAAAAAAAGGGACCGAAAUAUGGGGAGGAAAUGGUUGGCAUAAGGGUCAUGAUUUGGUGGCCUGAUGACAAGAAGUUUUAUGAAGGGUCUAUUGAACACUUUGAUCAUUCUACUGGAAAGCAUAAGGUUGUUUAUACUGAUGGUGAUGUGGAGUUUCUGAAGCUCGAGAGGCAGAAGUGGAAACAGAUCCUAGAAGAUCCCGUGCCUGAUGAGAAGCUUUCAAGUGAUGGUGAAAGUCCUGAUGAAGCCACUGAAAUGCCAAAAUCUAAGAAAGCUAAGAUGAGUCCUGCCCUUGCAAAACAAGGGAAGAGUGAAUCCUCGGCUAAAAAGGCCGGAGCUUCGACCAGCAAAUCUAAAGCUCCAUCCAAGUCUCAGAGUAAACAAAAGGAUAAUAGUGAAUCAGAUAAUGCAAAAGACAAAACUUUGAAAAGUAUUGGAAAAUCCGAGGAGAAUAAAAGUGGAAAAUCUUCUACGAAGACAUCUAACAGCACUCCUAAAUCAAGCGCAAAAUUCAAAGAUAAUGAUGACAUGGAGACGUCCAAGGGGGGCAGCAAGUCCAAGCAAGAAACACUUAAAGACGCUUCGAAGUCAAAGGGUAAAUCUACUACAAAGAGUGGCGGUAAACCAAACGACAACAGCAAACUGAAAACUGGUUCAACUGCAGAGAAGAAAGAGACCGGGGACAUUGAAUCAUCGCCCAAACGUGCAAAACCGUCUGAAAAUUCAAAGGUCAAGUCUCCAUCAAAGUCCCAAAAGAGUUCGAACAAGAGAAAAAGAAGUACAAAAGGCUAAGGAAGCAGUCACAUACUGUUUCUUAGAUGUGUUGGUUCUCUGAUGUCUGCUGAUGGUGCUACCCCUUUGCUAUUGAUGGUAUUACAACAGCUCGACAGUUGUAUUUUAGGCUUUAGUGUUGUGUAAAUUUUUUUUUUCGUUUGAGAGCAUAUUAGACUUCUGUAGAAUAGCUAUUUCCUAGAAAUCAAUUCGGUAGAUAGAUGUAGCAUGUAGAUUAAAUGUUCAAUGUUAAACUGCAUUCUAUGAUCGAAAACGUUGUCUGUAUGACGUGCUUAUUGGCAUUUUUCGUUCUGCUUGGAUGAGAUGUUGAAUUGAUAUUUUUUCCUUCCUUCGGAUUUCCAAUAUUGAAGAGGAGAUUGCUAUGUUUGCGUGCUAUCCGAGCAAUAUGGUUGUCUAUUUUGUUGGUAGACAGUCCAUUGACGUGCAAGGAUCUAAAAUUAGACACAGAAGUCGGAUUGUUAUUGCAACCCUGGACAACUCAGAAUGUCUGGAGAGGCUUUAUGUUGUUCUGAACCAUUGCAGUCAUGUUCUUCAUGAGGCUGAUCGGACUAUAGAUAUGGGUUUUGAGGCACAGGUUGCCGUCUCGGAAGCAAUACCUUCUAGAAAAUCUGACAAUAGAUUUAGACAAGGCUGGCUAUCAAGUCAUGACGUUGCAUGGCGGAACAUAACAGGAACACGUAGAAAUCAGCCU